This is a messenger RNA of Trichoderma asperellum CBS 433.97, 2352 nucleotides long. Lineage: Eukaryota; Fungi; Ascomycota; Sordariomycetes; Hypocreales; Hypocreaceae. The record is from RefSeq and is a predicted model, not a curated record.
AUGAACGACGAGGAUCUCGACCAAGAUGCAACUGGUGGCUACAUUGGCGAAGCGACGGACGAUAUCAAUGCCGCCUUUACAAAUUUAUCCUUCAAGUCAAGCAUCACGGAUCACCUUGACAUCAGAUAUAGUAUUUCGGAAGAUACUUGUCUCGCCCACCUUAAGCUUCUUCAUGCUAUUCAGUCGAUGAAAGAGGAAAUUGGCUACACCGACGGUCUCUGGAAUCUCUGGAAUAUUCGCGGUAAAUGGGCGAUGGAUGAUUUACGGGCCGAUGCCGACUGGACAAUGAUUCGCACGCUUGAAAAGUCCAAUUCCAAAACCGUAACGCGGGUCGGCCAGAGCAGAAUUCGCGAGAAGAGAUGGGCACUAUUUGUCGCCCGCGCUGUCGACCGAUACGAGGCGUGGUGGAACUCUUUGGUAGAAUCCGACAUGCUGACUGAAGAAGAUAUGGCGGACCCCGAUAGCUAUAGAUAUAAAAAAUUUCCAACAUCUCGAAAACUAAUAUGGGAAGAGAAGAUGCUGCCACCCUUAGAUGUGUUAAUGAUUUUUCAUACUCACAUGCUUAAUCCUCGCUCUUUCUUUGAAGAUGCCAUUCGUUACGGUUUAGGGACAUUUUGGGCCUCUGGUAUGCCGUGGAAAUUGAUUCACCAAGCCAUUGAUGUAGAUUUCAACUACAAUGUGUCUGAUGAAGCAAAAAUACAUUGGUCGACCACAACUGGGCGUCGCUGGCGGAACCUCAAGGAUCCCAUGACGAGGGUAGUCAAGUGUCCAUUUUGUCAAGCGGAUAAUGAAGUUCCAUGGACAACCUGUGGAGUAAACAAGGACGCACAAAAUGAAGAAUAUACUGGUUUGAUUGGUAGCGGUUUUGGCGAUGGCAAGUUUAGCCACAAAUGCUCUUUUUGCGGGCAUGAGAAUUAUAAAGAGCUUCUAUCAGUGUCGAAAUUUGUUACAGAUGCUUCUGCCCUGUUGGAAAAAUCUAUACCAAUGCCGGGAACAAUACUUGACCCCCAGUAUGGCCGCCCCGAGCUCGUAACUGAUGAUAUACAUGGCCUUAGGCUUCCUAGGACGUUCCCUAAUCGCAUGAUUAAAUUAGAACUACGAAACAGGGUUCUAGAACUAAUCAAGCCACCUACUGAGACAGACAAGAAGACUACAGAGGAAAAAUCCAAGGACAAACGCAAAAGCAAGAGCAAAAGCAAAGAUGACAACAAGUCAAAAGAAGAAAUCAAGACGCCUGCUCGGUUAAGCAUGAACGCGGUAAGGGACAUGAUCCAGCAGACUCUAUCCGAUUAUAAAAAGAUCCGAAAUAUAGACUCAGACAAGGGGUUUUUUGGCCGCUACCAAAUACACACCUGGGCUGGAAUCUCAACCCGCAAAAUGAUGAGCAGAUACUGGCAAAACUUCUCUCCAUUUGCGCUUGACCUUUGCGCUGCCGUUAUGCGUCAAGGAGUCUUCAUUGAAAAGAUGGUGAAGAUUGAUUGGCUUCAUAGUCCCAAUGCAAGAGAUACCAUGUCACGACUCAUUACGAAAUAUGACAGGUUCGUACAAAUCAUGACGAAGCAUCCUACUAAGAUGGCUGUGCCGACAUUGGACGUGGAUUUGGCUUGGCAUACGCACCAGCUUAAGCCUUCGCAUUAUUACUACUACACGGUCUCGACAACUGCAAAGUUCAUCGAUCACGAUGAUAAAAUUGAUGAAGACAAGCUUAGCAGGUGCUUUGAAUGGACGACGAAGACAUACCAAAGCAUGUUUGGAGAAGUAUACAGCGAGUGUACGUGCUGGUAUUGCGAAAGGCUUGGCAAAAUGCUCGGCGUCUCAACCAAUGACAAACUUUCCGACACGUUUCAUGCGUCCGGUGAAGUUGAAACGCAUUCCUCAAGCAAAUCAGCUCACGUUUCUUUCCAUAAUGCUGUCCAAACGAUAGAAACAGCAGACCGAAAGAAGGUUACGGCGAGAGUGCGUGUACGACAGCGCCAGUGGCUUGAUCAAGAGUACAAAAAGGCAGCAAAGAGGGCAGAGAAGAAGGGUCGAACAUUGCCUCCUAAAAAAGAUUAUCUUAGUCAAUGGGGUACAAACUUCAUCAUGAACGGACCCUACCCUUUCCCCCCAUUGUUUGUACCUGGGAUAUACUACGGCUGGGAUCCAGCUGUCGUGCAUAAUGGCGUAGGAGCAUGGGCGAAUUGUGCUGGCUACACGUGCGGUAAUGGGAGCAUAGCCGCUGGUUCUUGCGGUGGGCCUGGUGGGUGUAUCAAUGGUAAUGGAGGGACUUGCGGAGCCAGCGGUGCUGGUGGGAGUGUGGGAGGAGCUGGAGGAGGAGGAGGUACCGGAGGCUGUGGAGGAGGCUGUGAUUAA